CUGCUGAAGUGUGUUGUGGGUGGGGAGGAAUUUGGCAGAAAUCCCUCCUCCGUUCUAAACGGGGUGGAGUUUGUGUAGAGUACAUUAGAGGCAUGGGUUUGUGAACUGAGUUAGUUGCAAAAGAAACAAGCAGAAGGUGAAAUAUUUUCAUUUGUUUGGACAAUCCAUUUUUCCCCAGUGUUGAAACUACAUCUACCUCGAUUUUUUGGCUGUGUUUGCAACUGUUUUGUAAUAAUUAUAAUUUAACUUAAGUACAAAUUUGCACUAUUUCCCCCCUCCCGUCAACUGUUUUGCACUAGUAUUUGGUGAAGAUGCACACUACCCAGAAGGAUACCACCUACACGAAGAUUUUUGUUGGGGGUCUGCCCUACCAUACCACAGAUUCGAGUCUCAGGAAAUACUUUGAAGUGUUCGGUGAAAUAGAAGAAGCUGUGGUGAUUACUGACAGACAGACUGGGAAAUCCAGAGGCUAUGGAUUCGUCACCAUGGCUGACAGGGCAGCUGCAGAAAGGGCCUGUAAGGAUCCCAAUCCCAUCAUAGAUGGCAGGAAAGCCAAUGUAAACCUUGCGUACCUGGGAGCAAAGCCGAGAGUAAUGCAACCAGGUUUUGCCUUCGGAGUUCAGCAAAUCCACCCUGCAUUCAUACAGAGGCCUUAUGGGAUCCCAGCUCACUAUGUCUAUCCUCAGGCAUUUAUGCAGCCGGGAGUCAUGAUCCCACAUGUGCAGCAAACUGCAGCCACAGCAGCAGCCACCUCUCCGUACAUCGACUACACUGGAGCCGCAUACGCACAGUAUUCCGCAGCCGCCACUGCUGCAGCCGCCGCAGCUUAUGAACAGUACCCCUAUGCAGCUUCCCCGGCCGCAGCAGGCUAUGUCACUGCUGCCGGCUACGGCUACGCGGUCCAGCAGCCUCUCGCCGCCACUGCCCCUGGCUCAGCUGCAGCAGCGGCCGCAGCCUUCGGCCAGUACCAGCCUCAGCAGCUGCAGACAGACCGCAUGCAAUAACAGAACAUUGGAUGAGACAGGAAAACAAAAUAAUGAUACAGAAUUAUAAAUAUUAUAUUCCAUGGCCUUACAACUUGCAGUGAUGAUAAAGCAAAACUGUAUGAAAUAACAGCUGACUGUUAUUUUUUGUUUAUUUUAUUAUUUAAAGAGAAAAAGCGGUGUUUAAAAGCAAAAUAUCUUAAUCCCACUGUCUUUUUUAUAAAUACAGUAAUGAUCUAGAAUUGUUAUGACUGUUAGAAGUCUCACCAUGUUAUACAUGUAUACAUAAUGAGACUGGAGGCCCUGUGUCUUUAAAAAAAAAAAAAAUGAGGGCUUUUAAGUACAGUCUACACAAGUGCAUCUACCUUUUCUGGUUAUCAGGGAAAUGCAGUAUUUUCCAGCACUUAACAACUCUGUUUUCAAAAGUGCAAAUCAGGGAAUGAUAGAAGUAAGGAAAAAAACAAAAAACUGUAGCUGUGUCAGAACUACCUUUCAACUUCCAAAUGCUGAAUAUCCUUUCUGACUUUCACUUUGACCUAUGCAAAGGUUUAUUAUUAUAAUUAUUAUUAUUAUUAUUAUUAUUAUUAUUAUUAUUAUUAUUAUUUUCUUUGAGGGCAAAAACAAUAUUUUGAUAUCUUUUAAGGGCAUCGAACAAUUUAAGGCACACAGCCAUUCAGAUAUAUAUAUAUAUUUUUUUUUAAAUGGACAGGCACCAAAGUUGUUUUCUUUCCUCAUCUCUGCAUGAGUGCAACUCUGGAUCCGGUGAUGCGGGGAAAAAUGGGUGCAACAGCUGUCUGGACAAUCAGUAGCACAGACAGCUCUGGAAAGAACGCAUCACUUGUGCUUGUUUGAUGAGCUAUCGCAUUUUUAAUCCCUCUCCCCGUCCUUUUGGGAAACUUUAACUGCUGGUGUCAGCUAUUCCAAUUCUGAAAUAGGAUCAGCCCUUGACGACAUCAGACCUUCUCUUUCUAUUUAUUGCACCUGUCCAUGGCUCUGAAUGAAAUACAGGGAAAAUGUGAAACUUAACCCUUUAAAACCUGCUAUUUUGGUCAACAUGAACAGCAGACACCUUUUGCAUGUUUUGUAUAUUUUCUUGUAAUGAUUGGUACAACAACGCGAUUGAAAUGAAUGUCUACCUGCCAAUAUGAAAUAUCUUAUGCAAAUCGUGCUUUGUUCAAAAAAGCAACACUGUAGUUUUAAGGGUUUAAUAUUAAUAUGUGGCUCUUACUGUGCCUUAUAAUAUUUGUAAUGCUAUUUAAGAAAAAGAAAAUAUUUAUUUUGAAAGUUUGACUUGCGCACUAAAGAAGGGAACUUUAGGUGCGGUAUUGUAUACAUUUAAUAUUAUGUAUUCAUCUCAUGACAUAUAAGUUAUUAAGUAGGUUUUAGUUAUAGAAUAUUAAUGAACAUAUUCAACCAAAAAUGUUGACUAGGGUUUAUUUAAGAUAUGAUACAAAUCUGUAUGUGCACUGUAUAAUGAUAUAUUUUAGAAUAUGACAUUAAAUAUUUACUGGUUUAAUGCCUUUUCUAUGAAAGAUAUUUUAAAUGCAGGCCUGUUACCUAGAAAAUACUCCUUAGAAAUGUUAAGCUAUGAUAAUUACGUUUGCUAGGAAGGAGAAAAAGGCAAAAGCUGCUUGUAUAUUAGAAUGUAUUGUCCUGUAAAGCUUUAAUACUUGUGCUUUUAAUUGUUGAGAUCUUCAUCAAAUGGACUAUUUUACACUGUUGGGAAUUUUUUUUACUUGAACAAUUUCUUACAAGGGAAAACAUGACAAAAAAAUAAGCUUUUUAAGGAAACUUUUCAACGUCACUGGAUUAUGUAAAGUAUUUGGGGGGAAAAGCCAGUGUUAUACAAUUUAAAUGCAACAGUCCUGUUGGUAUUAAAUUUAUGAUUUCAGAUCUUAUAUACUAUUUACACUUACUUAGAAAAUUUAAUAAAAAAAUAUAAUACAAA
This is a messenger RNA of Acipenser ruthenus (sterlet), 2931 nucleotides long. It is a transcript of the gene rbm24a, whose product is annotated as RNA binding motif protein 24a. The transcript is spliced from 4 exons. Gene Ontology annotation, molecular function: mRNA 3'-UTR binding. Gene Ontology annotation, cellular component: cytosol. Bases 312 to 1004 code for a protein of 230 amino acids. Lineage: Eukaryota; Metazoa; Chordata; Actinopteri; Acipenseriformes; Acipenseridae. The record is from RefSeq and is a predicted model, not a curated record.